Molecule: messenger RNA, 945 nt
Organism: Sorghum bicolor (sorghum)
Lineage: Eukaryota; Viridiplantae; Streptophyta; Magnoliopsida; Poales; Poaceae
Product: protein SPIRAL1-like 2
Exons: 3
Coding region: 211-576 (121 amino acids)
Biological process (GO): cortical microtubule organization
Cellular component (GO): cortical microtubule, transverse to long axis
Source: RefSeq, a predicted model, not a curated record
CACCGACGCCGACGCGGUUCCUCGCCGUCCGAUCCGCGGACGUCCCGAUACCGACGGCCGCGAUGCGUCGCGGCGCCGGGGCGGCCGCCGGGCGCGCCGCUAUUAAUACCGUCGGCCUCCGGCGACCCAAGCUGGCACUGGUGCAAGCAAAGCAGCUUCCUUUCGUUUCCUAGCGGAGCACUAGUCGAGCGGCGAGCGAGGAGGCGGAGGAUGGGCCGCGGCAGGGGCGUCAGCUACGGCGGCGGGCAGAGCUCGCUGAGCUACCUCUUCGGCGGCGGUGGCGACGAGCCCGCCGCGGCGCCCGCCAAGCCGACCCCCGCGGCGGUGGAGCAGAGGGCGCAGCAACCUGCGGCUGCUGCGGCGGCGCCGACGCCGGCGGCAACCGUAGACGGCGAGAAGCAGAAGGGGAUCCCGGCCGGCGUCCGCGGCAGCCAGACCAACAACUACUUCCGGGCGCAGGGGCAGAACUGCGGCAACUUCCUCACGGACCGUCCGUCGACCAAGGUGCACGCGGCGCCCGGCGGCGGCUCGUCGCUCGGCUACCUGUUCGGCGGCGGGCCUCCCGGCAGCAAGUGAUGUGAUGGCCACCUAAUCCGAGUCCGAGCAGAGCUUCAUCGAGAGCGCCUCCUGCUGGGCAAGCUUGAUUUUAACUAGUUCACCGUAACCUGCUGGAUGUGCCGUGCCGUUAAUUUCCAUGGAGAAAUGUAUGUUCAUGUGUAUUUCUGUGAUUUAGAAAUGUUCAUGUGUAUCUCUAUCUCUGCAAUUUCGUUGGAAUCGGUCUCAUCAGUACCUGUAUGUGUGUGUGUGUGUGAAAAACUGACUUUGUCAUGCUUGUUGUUUGCAUCUGCUCAUCAGAAAGUUCAGAGCAUGUGUUCAUCAGAAGUUCAGAACAUGUGUAAAGUGUUCUUGCAAUACUAAUGGUCUAGAUUCUGUUUACGCUUGAAA